This is a messenger RNA of Fusarium falciforme, 822 nucleotides long. RefSeq names its product Mac domain-containing protein. The transcript has 2 exons. The record is from RefSeq and is a predicted model, not a curated record. NCBI's taxonomy places the organism in Eukaryota, Fungi, Ascomycota, Sordariomycetes, Hypocreales, Nectriaceae. Gene Ontology annotation, molecular function: acetyltransferase activity. Bases 91 to 822 code for a protein of 243 amino acids.
UCACUCAAUUCCUAUCAUUUGUGCAUACAUUUGGCCCAGAUAUAUCCGAAACCUUGCUCUGGCUCGUUGUUACCCUCCCGUAUCUGCAGCAUGGCACAGUCUGUGGAAUGGCAGAAGAUGCUCCGGGGAGAGCUGUACUGGGCAUGGGAUGAAGACCUGCAGGCCAACAGAACUCGAUGCAAGAAGGCGUGUGAAGCCUUCAAUGCUGCAGCUCACGAGCCUAAGCGCCGGCGUGUCGAGCUAUGGAGAAACAUCGUUGGGGACACCCGGCCUUUACCACCUGUCAAUCCCGACCCUAAGGAGGAUGAGGCGCUCUUUGAGGAUACAGAUCCCCACGUUGACGGGCCCAUCUCGGUCGACCAUGGGAUCAAUUUCAAGGUUGGCAAGGGGACAUUCCUGAAUUUCAACCUGCUCGUUUUGGAUACCUGCUUGAUCACCAUUGGUGAUAACGUUCUUUUUGGCCCCAAUGUCUGCCUCUACGGUGCCAUCCAUCCUGUUGAUCCAGCAGUCCGCAACGGCCUCAAGGGCCCUGAGGCUGGCAAGGAGAUCCAUAUUGAAGACCACGUUUGGAUUGGAGGUAGUGUCCUCAUUCUGGCGGGCGUGACGGUUGGCAAAGGCAGCACUGUCGGAGCAGGCUCGGUGGUCACCAAGGUUCGCCACCACUUCUUCUUGGUCCCCGUAGCGCUUUCGCAUAUCGUUGCUAACAGCAGCCAACAGGACGUGCCCCCUUAUCAUUUCGUGGCGGGAAACCCUGCCAGAGUCAUACGUCGUAUAGAAACAACAAUGGAUCCGGAGUACAGGGGUGACAAGCAAGCUGCCUAG